This is a messenger RNA of Heteronotia binoei (common prickly gecko), 5872 nucleotides long. RefSeq names its product nuclear receptor subfamily 6 group A member 1 (gene NR6A1). Lineage: Eukaryota; Metazoa; Chordata; Lepidosauria; Squamata; Gekkonidae. Gene Ontology annotation, biological process: regulation of DNA-templated transcription. Bases 175 to 1647 code for a protein of 490 amino acids. The transcript has 10 exons. Gene Ontology annotation, molecular function: sequence-specific DNA binding; DNA-binding transcription factor activity; zinc ion binding. The record is from RefSeq and is a predicted model, not a curated record.
CGGGGAGAGCGCGAGCAGCGCCUGCGAGGGAGGCGAGGAAGGAGGACUGAGACCCAACGAGGCCGGCGCUGACAGGAGCGAGCGAGCGAUGGGGGCGCCUGGGCGCCGGGUCAGUCUCGGGCAGCUGCCUCCGCCGCCUCCCCUCAGGGGACCUGCCUGACUGGCCGGCCCGCCAUGGAGCUGGAGCCCGAGCCCCCGCCGGGCGCCCCCAACGCUGCAGGGGGAGGGCGGAGGGCAGCACCGCCACCUCCCCCGCCGCCCCCGCCGCCCCCCGGACCGCCGCCGCCUCAGCCGCAGCCGCAGAACGGAUUUUGCCGAGAGUCAUCAUCUGAGCAUGAUCCACCUUCUGCAGAUGACCGAGUUGAUCAGCGAACCUGCCUUAUCUGUGGAGAUCGCGCAACAGGGUUGCACUACGGCAUCAUCUCCUGUGAGGGCUGCAAAGGCUUCUUCAAGCGGAGCAUUUGUAAUAAGAGGGUGUACAGAUGCAGCAGAGACAAGAACUGUGUCAUGUCCCGCAAGCAGCGCAACAGAUGCCAGUAUUGCCGGCUCCUCAAGUGCCUCCAGAUGGGGAUGAACCGGAAAGCAAUCCGAGAAGAUGGCAUGCCAGGAGGCAGGAACAAGAGCAUUGGGCCUGUCCAGAUAUCCGAGGAAGAGAUUGAGCGCAUCAUGUCUGGGCAAGAAUUCGAAGGGGAAGCCAAUAUCUCUUGGAGCAACAACGGGGACAGUGACAACAGCUCUCCUGGCAACGGGGUGUCCGAGAGCAACCAGCCCUCCCCUGUCUCAACUCCAUCUUCAAGUAGGUCUGUGGAGCUGAAUGGAUUCACUGCACUCAGGGAUCAGUAUAUUGGGACACCAGUGUCUGCACACUAUCAGUACCUUCCGCACCUUCUGAGCUGCCCGGCUCACACUGCUCUGCUGCCCCCUCAGCCCCGAAGCCUUGACCCUCAGUCCCAUGGCCUCCUCAUCAGUCAGCUAGUGUCAGCAGAGGACCUGGAGCCCUUGGGCACCCCAAUGCUGAUUGAAGAUGGGUACAAGGUGACUCAGGCUGAGCUCUUUGCGCUGCUCUGUCGGCUGGCAGAUGAGCUGCUGUUUCGGCAGAUAGCCUGGAUCAAGAAGUUGCCCUUCUUCUGUGAACUUUCCAUCAAGGACUACACUUGCCUCUUGAGCUCCACAUGGCAGGAGCUGAUCCUGCUCUCCUCCCUUACUGUUUACAGCAAGCAGAUAUUUGGGGACCUGGCAGAUGUGACUUCCAAGUACUCUCCCUCAGAUGAUGAGCUGCACAGAUUCAGCGAAGAGGGGAUGGAGGUGAUGGAGCGGCUUAUCUACCUGUAUCGCAAGUUCAACCAGCUGAAAGUCAGCAACGAGGAAUAUGCAUGUAUGAAAGCCAUUAACUUCCUCAAUCAAGAUAUCAGAGGCUUGACAAAUUCAUCCCAGCUGGAGCAGCUGAACAAAAGAUAUUGGUACGUCUGCCAGGAUUUUAUGGAGUUCAAGUACCCGCAUCAGCCCAACCGCUUCCCAGAUCUGAUGAUGUGUCUGCCAGAGAUACGCUACAUUGCAGGGAAAAUGGUGAACGUCCCUCUGGAACAGCUGCCUCUCCUGUUUAAGGCUGUUCUGCAUUCCUGCAAGGCCAGCAUGAACAAAGAGUGAGCUCUCGUUGCACCCGCACCCAUCUCUUACUCUGGUGCCUCCGGCGAGGGGAAAGAGGAGCCCACGGCCCAGGCAUUGGCCGUGGCAGGGCAGUGGGUAGCCUUGCCAUUGUAGCAAGAAUCGUUUUUUUUUAAACCUCGUUUCCUAUAAUAUUUAUUUCACGACAGAGUUGAAUGUAUGAUCUUCAACACAGCGUGUUCUCUCGCAGUUUACAGAAUGUGAAGAUGUUUGUUGCAGUGUUUUAGGGUUAGAUCUUUUGUACUGGGGGGAGGGUGGGCUGGGGUCAAUGACUAAGACUACCUCAAGGAGAAGGUGCUGUUCAGGAACUGCUCUUUCCAUGGACUACACCCAAAGCGUUCAUCCCAUCGGGCAACCAGCCGUCUUCUGCAGCCAAAAUCUAUUCUGCCCUAGAGAAAUGCCAAGCUAAAGAGUGGGCACAGCCAGUCAUUUCCUGUCACCCCUUGUUUUCUUUGCUGCAAUCAAUAGCCCGUAGAACCUCCUACGUGGCUCUUCAAGUAUCUGCCCCCCCCCCACUCCCCACAAACACACACAGAGUCUUCCUUUGGUUUACAGUCCCUUCAGAUGUUCCCUACUUGGCAGCUAUGUUUCCUUAUGUUUACUUCACAGGGGUUGUGACUGCAAGAAGGAAACAUGGCAGCUGGAACAGAAGGUGAUAGGUUACAAGGUAUGCUCACCUGCCUUACAGUUUGGCAAAACUUCGCAACAGCUUGGCUAUUGAAACGACUAGGCCAGGAAUGCACACACUAAAAAGCUUAGGCAAAUUGCUUGAGUUGCAGAAGCCUUUCUCACCCACCAACCACUUUGAAAACUGCAGAGCCCUCCAGGUAUCCCACUCGACCCCAGACCCAUUUGCAAGCUGAUGCUUGGCACAUCUCUAGGGUUGAAUCAGAUGAAGGCUGGUAUGGGAAUGCAGGUGGACAAGGCAUGUUGAAAAGUGAGCAUGCCUCAGGCCUAGUGAAAUGCCUUCUCCAUCUUUGGCUUUGGGGUGCUCUUCCAUGGGAUGGAGCCUGACUUGGCUACACCAAGGAAAAGCUCACUUCGUUGAUCUUCCCUCGCAAUGGUUUUGCUGCUGAAGCUGCUGAUUACCAGCAAAGUGAAAAACGGGUAACGGCUGCUGCUGGGACCAGAUUUGUUGCUUCGUGAACCUUCAGACUGGAGUCACGAUCCCUUUGCUUUUUUCCUGUUGGUCCAAAUAGCAUUUUUCUCAGGAAGGCCUUCUGCUUUGACACAAUAUACCUCAAAGGGCAGUGGGAAGAUUGAAACAUGUUCUUUGUGUGUCUACCUGCCUGCCAGAACAUGGUCAUAUUUUUAUUUUAUUUUUCCAAAGAGCUUUCCACAAUUUGGCUAGUUAUCCUUUGGCUUGCUCAUGUUCAUCAGGAAUACUUAUAUUGCACAAAUGGAAGCUCAACCCACACUGUUGAUGGCUUUUCUCAGCAGUUUUAAUAAGGGUUGUUUUUUAAACUAACAUCUGUGGCCACAUGUUUGUCAGAAGCCCUCCCCACUUUGCCAUCUUUCCCCUGCCUCCAAACAUAUUUAAAGGGUGGUUUGACUUCAGAUGAGCACAUCAUACUAGUCUGCCUUUAGCAGCUGGAGCUGUUAGGGUGCGGGGGAGGUUGCUGGCCAUUGUCUCAGCUCCUUCAUUUCAGCAUUAGCAACAGCCUCCACUGACAAAAGACUGUUUAUGUCUGGGAGCAGAAAAGCCAAGCUGAAUCCACAACAGGAGCCAGAGGCUAAUGUAGCAAGCCAGAAGGUAACUCGUUGGGCUGUCAUUAAUGCCUCCUGCAACCAAGUCUGCUAACGACUUGGGAGUUUGAAACAGGGUAAAGUGAAUGUAAUGCAUUGCGGACUCAGGUAUUAUGUGAAGAAAAUAGGACUGUAGCUAGAGGCGUAGAGACCGUAGGUCAUUCACUAGAUGGAUUUGUGAAUUUGGUUUGAAGGACACCCUACAAAGGUUGGAAUUAUUAUUUUUUUUGUACCAUUCUUCACUCACCAGUCAUUUUGCAAAGGGACCAUAUAAUUUUGUGCUGAAUACUUGAGGGGGGGCACAGAAUAACAACUGAUAUUCAUUAUCUCUGGCUUUCCCUUCUGGGCCUCUAGCUUUGAAAAAUCCACCUGCCAUAACAGGGUUCCUGCUAGUUUUUUCAACAUUGUGGCCUGAUUUUUAUACCUUUCUUGGAGAAAAAAAAGAGAGAGAUGGGCUAAGUCACUUCUUUCCCCCCUCCAGUAAAAAUAAGGACCACAGAGUUGCUUCCUAGAGUGAGGCUGCUCCAGCCACCUCUUUGGAUCCAACCAGCCACCUAAGUGGCACAUGUCUCUCUCCAAACAAUAUACCACAUCCCCUUCAGAAGCUGAACAGGGAGACUGGAUUCCCCUUUGCCAUUCAAGUCCAGUCCUUCAAACCAACUUUUUUUGUUUAUAAACUUGAACUUCUUUUAUCUUUAUUUUAUUUCUAAAGGAAAACAAACCAAAACUAGGUGGGAGGGGGGAGAUUUAACAGCCCUCUCCGUCCUGUAACCAUGGCUGUCACCGUCUGUCUCUCUUUUGGUUUGAUUUUUGGCUCCAAUGCAACAGGGUCUGUGGAGACCAAGAUAGAGGUGCUUCCUCUUUCUCAGGCUUUUUAGUGGCAAUCAGCCCUGCCCAGCAAGGCAGGAGGGGAGGGAGGGGGCGGGGCAAUUAGCUGAAGGAUGAAGCUGUUUUUACAUUGUAGAAGAUAUGUGAAUCCAAGGUGACAUCCCAUCAGAUGACGCCAGCGGUGGCUGGUCACAAAGUUUCUCUGAGUUCUUGUGUACAACUUGUGUUGCACACUGAAGCUCAGGGAUAUGUAUUUAAAUGCAACUCAGAGAAACUCCCGUGGCUGUCACUGCUCCAGGUAGGUUUCUUUCUUUUGCCUGUUUGGGGACUCUCUACACUGGCAACAGAAUAUAGGAGCUGUUUUUGGUGGCCAAGGAGGCUUUGGUCACCCCAAGCAAGCCUGAGAAAGAAGCCACUGGCUGGAGUAGAGAAAAGGCCCAAGUGGGCUACCAUGGACCUCAACUGAGCCUUUGUGAUAGAUGGUUUUUCUUUCCUAUGUAUGCAAAUGUCUUGUACUAGUUGUUGAUAACAUUAUUGACUCAAUUUCCAUAACAAAACUACCUCUUGUGUGACAUCCUGUUUUAUCAUCUCAAAGGGAUUGUGUGAAAAACAAAACACUUUUCUACCUUUUAAAACAUGCUGCUGUUUUAUCUAUUUGAGUGAAAACACCAUAGGGAAAAUAUCUCUCUGGGUUGAGUUUUUUUCCUGUUACACCAUAUUUUUUGUUGUUGAAUUGCACAGGGGCAGAGCAUUCCACUGGGCGUUCCAGUCUGUUUGAAAGGCUGAAGCUGCUGUUGGCAAUUGAAAGGAAUGGCAGCUGUGAGUAAGGAGCUUCUCCCUGACAGCUUCUGUUUUCCUCUUCAGUGACUGGAAGGUCUAGUGUCCUCCUGGCAUGCUCCAUCCCUCCCGUGCUCCUCAGAGCACUCACAUCAGCAUCCACUGUUAUGGGUAGCUUGGGAAUAUUGUUGUGGUGCAGCUCACCACCCCAGCCACUGACCAAGUGCAAGCUAUGUGGGUGUGAAUGAGGCUGUACCUUAAACCUUGGCUGAAACACUCCACCCUCACCCUCACUUGCAUGCACACACCUGUCAGUUAUCACUAGCACAACACGGCUGCAAAUUCCUCACCCUGCUCUUUGCAUCUACCUCUUGGCCCCCCUUUUCUGCUGCCUACAUCAUUCGGGGGUUCUUCAGCAGGAGGAAGAAAGGAGGCUGUCGAUUUCCUUCACCGAGCUGCUCAAAAUGCGUUUUUCCCAUAAUCCCUUGUAAUAAAUCAGGGAAGCAGGAUGUCACUGCAACAUAACAAAUAGUGAAUGUUUAGCUGUUAUGUUUUUUACAUGCUUUUGGAGCAGGAGCUUUGGGCAGGCUGCACAGCAGGAUGAGAUCAGCCUGUAGUUGGCCAGGUGGGGACCUGUUGGUGCCUCCUAGCACAGCAGUGUUCUCUUAUUAUACUCUGACCAAUGAAAGUUGCUCCUGGCCACACUGCAGGUCCUGAACUUAUUGCAUCCAGCUGCCUUGGCUUCCAGCACUCCACUCUGUGACUUGACUACCUGUGGAAAUGUGACCAAUAAGUGUUAAACGCAUGUUUAGCAAGUGAUAGGUAUUUGAACUAAUAAAUGUGAACGGUUCUGGAU